AGACACUCGUAUUAGAACUAUUACUCCACCAUGGCUGAAGUCCCACCCGCCGUCGCUGUCCCGGCCAAAGCCGCUAAGAAGAAGCCCGCAGCCAAGCCGAAGAAAGCCGGCCCCAGUGUGAGCGACCAGAUUGUUCAAUUCGUGACCGCCUCAAAGGAGCGCAGCGGAGUUUCCCUCUCAUCGCUGAAGAAGUCUCUGGCUGCCGGCGGCUACGACGUGGAGAAGAACAAUAACCGCGUCAAAGUCGCGGUGAAGAAAUUGGUGGCCAACGGAACUCUGCUCCAGGCUACGGGAACCGGAGCGUCUGGUUCUUUCAAGAUCAGCAAGACCGAGGUCAAGAAGCCAGCCGCUAAGAAGGUUGCACUGAAAGUCAAGAAGCCCGCUGCUAAGAAACCCGCCGCCAAGAAAUCCCCGAAGAAGGUGGUGGCCAAGAAGACGGCAGCCGCCAAGAAGUCUCCGGUGAAGGCGAAGAAGCCCGCAGCGGCCAAGAAAGCCCUGAUCAAGAAGGCGGCCAAGAGCCCCAAGAAGGCAACGCCCAAGAAGGCCGCCAAGAAGCCCGUCGCCAAGAAGGCACCCGCGGCCAAGAAAGCUUCCCCGAAGAAGGUCGGCAGGCCCAAGGCGGCCAAGAAAGCCCCCGCUAAGAAGUAAACACUACACCCCCAAACCACAAAGGCUCUUUUAAGAGCCACAUACAUCUACCAAAGAGUGAUUCUGCUGUCUACCGACAUACCUCAAUGAAAUUUGUUUUGAGUUUCAUCUCAUCCGCUUAUCCGGGGUCGGGUCGCGGGGGGAGCGGCUCAAGCAGGGGGCCCCCGUCUUCCCUUUCCCGGGCCACAUUGACCAACUGACGGGGGGGUCCCGAGGCGUUCCCAGGCCAGUGUUGAGAUAUAAUCUCUCCACCUAGUCCUGGGUCUUCCCCGAGGUCUCCUCCCCCCACAGUGGGCAUCCUUACAUCCGUUCCUAGCGAACGGAAUACCGGCCCCGCUGCUCCGAUUCUCCGGCCAAUCUCACGCUCCAUAGUACAGCUGUUCGAAAAGAAAAAAAAAAUCCGUCGCAAAUAUGUUAGGGAACAUUAUUUAAUGUUGGAAUCAAAUCAACACAUUUAAACCACGUUGCUACAUACCGCAACUGAUUUGGACCAAAUAUAAGAUCAUUAGCCAUGGCGAAUUGGCGUUUGAAUUUUCCCGCCUAACCGUAUGGGCACAAUCAAGAAAUAUUGAUCAAAUUAAUUUUUAUAGUACAUUCGUUACAUAUUUAAUUUAUACUGUUCACUUUUGUUAUUCAAUAAAUGUUGACGAAAUA
Gadus morhua (Atlantic cod) is the source of this 1302-nucleotide messenger RNA. Its product is annotated as histone H1. The record is from RefSeq and is a predicted model, not a curated record. The transcript has a single exon. Gene Ontology annotation, cellular component: nucleosome. Gene Ontology annotation, biological process: nucleosome assembly. Lineage: Eukaryota; Metazoa; Chordata; Actinopteri; Gadiformes; Gadidae. The coding region runs from base 31 to 648 and encodes 205 amino acids. Gene Ontology annotation, molecular function: structural constituent of chromatin; DNA binding.